This is a messenger RNA of Lolium rigidum, 503 nucleotides long. RefSeq lists its product as uncharacterized. The coding region runs from base 1 to 468 and encodes 155 amino acids. NCBI's taxonomy places the organism in Eukaryota, Viridiplantae, Streptophyta, Magnoliopsida, Poales, Poaceae. The record is from RefSeq and is a predicted model, not a curated record. The transcript is spliced from 5 exons.
AUGGCUCGCCUCUCGACGGCGAACACGAUUGUCCGCGUUGAUCAGGCGGUCUCGGCCUCAUCCGCUCGUCCUCGACCCUCCUCCCCAGAUUCUCCUCUCUAUUUCUCCCAAACGGAACAUCCCGAGAGCCCCCAGGCUGCUCGAAUUUUCGCUCGCAAGUUCGCGGUACCGGCGAGUUCCCGGGACAAAUUUGCGACAGAGCCAUUUUCAUCUGUGAAUACGUUCACGGGAAAGUUCUCCGGCGAGCGAUUUCCGGCGAACUACUGCACCUCGACAUCCCAGUAUUCGCCAUCGAUUUCGUGUUGUCAAGCUGACCACCCUUGCCUGCUUCACCGUUGCCAGGGAUCAUCCAAACCUCGACGCCAUCAAACUCCAACGAUCUGUGUUCACUGUUUGGAUUGUCAAGAGUGCUUUUGUGACGAGUGCACCAAUCCCUCUCCUCACCACCAAGGUCACUACUCUGAUUAAGUAAUGCUGGAUUAGGAUCACGAGUCUUCGCUCAA